UUAUUUUCAGGUUUCGAUGUGCAAUCCCAGAUGCAUUUUGGAACGUGUGUGUACUAACUUCCUGGAAUCAUUAUUACAAACGCGACCCUUCUGUUGGUAAUGUAAAAGGGAGUAGGACUGUUUUUCACAAGGAGAAUAAACCGAUCGGAUAGCAUUCCAGGCAUACACAAGUGUAAUUCAAAACAAUCGACAAUGUCUGCUACCGAACAGCUUAAAGAAUGUUCCAGGCGUACGAAAAUGCAGACUGCAAAGAUACUUUAUGUUGGGAAACAGUAUAAGGAGGCAUUAAAAGAGUACAGCGAACUUAUUGAGUUAUAUCCAAAUACGCCGUUACACUAUGCGAACAGGGCCGCAUGUUAUAUGAUGCUUGAUAAAUAUCCCCCAGCAUUGGAAGACGCAAAGAAAUGCAUCGAGUUGGAUUCGAAAGUAUGCAAAGCAUAUGUAAGAAUUGUAAAAUGUUGCCUGAUUUUGGGGGACAUAGUACAAGCCGAGACUACUCUGUCCAAGCUGUUAGAAGUUGAUCUUGAAAAUAAGGCCAUUACCACAGAGAAAAAAGACUUAGAAUAUGUGAAAAGAUUUCUCAAGGAUGCAGAUGCUGCGUACAAUGCUAAAGAUUAUCGUAAGGUUGUAUAUUGUAUGGAUCGUUGUUGUGAUGUGAGUACUCGGUGUACAAGGUUUAAAUUAACUAAAGCAGAAUGUUUGGUAUUCUUGGGAAGAUACCAGGAAGCGCAGGAGAUAGCAAAUGAUAUUUUGCAUAUUGAUAAGCAAAAUGCAGAUGCUAUAUAUGUUCGUGCCAUGUGCCUGUAUUUCCAAGAUAAUAUCGACAGAGCAUUUGCACACUUCCAGCAAGUACUUAGACUGGCUCCGGAUCAUGCCAAAGCGUUAGAAAUAUAUAAACGAGCUAAGAAUUUAAAGAAGAAAAAGGAAGAGGGAAAUGCUGCUUACGAAAAAGAGCAAUAUGAGAAAGCAUAUAAAUUAUAUACGGAAGCUUUAACUAUAGAUCCUCAAAAUAUACUAACAAAUGCCAAACUCCAUUUUAAUAAAGCAACGGUCGCAGCAAAGUUAAAUCGAUUAAACGAGUCAGUGUCAGAAUGUACGGAAGCAUUAAAACUAGAUGAAAAUUACCUUAAAGCACUUUUGAGAAGAGCAGCUGCUUAUAUGGAGCUUAAAGAAUAUGAGAAAGCAGUUAACGAUCUUGAAAAGGCUUAUAAAAUGGAUAAAAGCUCAGAUAAUAAACGAUUAUUAAUGGAAGCUAAACUAGCGUUGAAAAAGUCAAAGAGGAAAGAUUACUAUAAGAUUUUAGGUAUUGAUAAGAACGCAUCUACUGAUGAUAUCAAAAAAGCAUAUAGGAAACGAGCGAUGGUGCAUCAUCCCGAUCGACAUCCUAAUGCAACGGAAGGGGAAAAGAAAGAACAAGAAAAGAAAUUCAAGGAAGUUGGGGAAGCUUAUGGAAUUUUAUCUGACCCUAAGAAACGAUCGCGUUAUGAUAAUGGUCAUGACAUUGACGAUGUUGACAGUGGAUUCCAAGAUAUUGAUCCGAAUAUAGUGUUUCAAACGGUCUUUCAAUCUGAUGGUUAUCAAUUCCAUACGGACGGUUUUACUUACCGCUUUGCUUAACAGCAUUCCAAGGAUACUUGUACUACCUUAAUGUUUUAAAAGAUCGUUUCAUUCUAGAGAUGAAUAUGUUGAAUUUGUUUAUCUUCCAUUCAUAGCACAUCCCGUAUCACCAGGUAGCAUAAAUAAUAUAUAUAAAAUCUAUUAGAAAAAUAUAGUUUUAUAUAUUUAUUUAAAUAAUUGUAAAUAUGUCUUAUAUGGUAUUCCUGAUAUAUAGAGUUUUUUGCAGUAUGUGUGAGUGAAUAUUGGAAAUCGCAUCAAUGAUUUUUGAUAGAUAUGUUUUUAUUGAACUAUUUAUAUCGAUGUAGGUACUUGUGAAAGUUAUAUUCAAAUUUUCUUCCUUCACCUUCCUCUGUUCAGUGACAUUAAAAAGUAAGUUGUCAUAGUUAUUAGUAAAUUUUUUGGAAUUAUUUCAGUUUAUGCAUACGUGUUAUAUGUUUAAAUUGUCUUCGGAAUGAUAAAUGAUCUUGUACACGUCUCUCUGUAGAAAUAUAUAUUACAUUAAAUAUCGUUAUAUUAAGCAAUAAAUUCUUGAAAAAGUA
Molecule: messenger RNA, 2156 nt
Organism: Frieseomelitta varia
Lineage: Eukaryota; Metazoa; Arthropoda; Insecta; Hymenoptera; Apidae
Gene: Tpr2
Product: dnaJ homolog subfamily C member 7
Exons: 11
Coding region: 193-1617 (474 amino acids)
Molecular function (GO): protein binding
Source: RefSeq, a predicted model, not a curated record